AUGGUUAAUUUGGACGAGAUCAUAGAGGCAUCUGAUGGCAUCAUGGUGGCCCGUGGUGACCUGGGUAUUGAAAUUCCUCCUGAAAAGGUCUUCCUUGCUCAGAAGGCAAUGAUUUCCAGGUGCAACAAGGUCGGGAAGCCAGUCAUCUGUGUGACACAGAUGUUGGAGUCCAUGGUGAAGAAGCCCCGACCCACGAGGGCCGAAACCUCGGACGUUGCAAAUGCCAUCCUGGACGGUGCCGACUGUGUCAUGCUGUCUGGUGAGACUGCCAAGGGAGACUACCCCCUGGAGUGUGUGCUGACCAUGGCAAACAUCUGCAAGGAGGCAGAAGCGGCCAUCUGGCAGAGGCAGAUAUUCAGCGACCUCAGUUCCAAGGCUGUUCCUCCAAUGGACGUAGCACAGUCAGUAGCGAUCGCCACUGUGGAGGCUUCCAUGAAGUGCUUGGCCACUGCCAUCAUUGUGAUCACGACCACUGGGCGGUCGGCACACGUAAUCUCGAAGUACCGUCCCAGGUGCCCGAUCAUCGCCGUCACGCGGUACGGACAAGUGGCUCGUCAGUGCCAUCUCUACAGGGCUAUUCUGCCCUUGCAUUACACAGCACCACCGCUGCAGGACUGGCUGAAGGAUGUGGACGUGCGUGUCCAGUUCGGUUUGCAGUUCGGCAAGUCUCGUGGUUUCAUUCGUGACGGAGACCCAGUAAUCGUCGUCACUGGCUGGAAGCAGGGCUCCGGAUUCACAAACACGAUGCACAUUGUUCACGUGUAAUCAUGCCAAGUCCGUUGUAGCUGCUUGCUGAAACAUUUCAUCCCAUCUUUCGUUUGGCUUUCUGUUGGCAUCUCAGUGCCCGUAUGCCGUGUAAUGGAAUAAAAUUUUGUAGCAGCGAAUGCUAGGCUGUGUUGUCUGUAGACUGUCCUUCCAUAUUUAGGAAGAGUCAGGGAGGUACUGCCAAAGAUAACUACUCUGUU
Molecule: messenger RNA, 965 nt
Organism: Schistocerca nitens (vagrant locust)
Lineage: Eukaryota; Metazoa; Arthropoda; Insecta; Orthoptera; Acrididae
Product: pyruvate kinase-like
Exons: 1
Coding region: 1-765 (254 amino acids)
Biological process (GO): glycolytic process
Cellular component (GO): cytoplasm
Molecular function (GO): magnesium ion binding; potassium ion binding; pyruvate kinase activity
Source: RefSeq, a predicted model, not a curated record